Molecule: messenger RNA, 4945 nt
Organism: Symphalangus syndactylus (siamang)
Lineage: Eukaryota; Metazoa; Chordata; Mammalia; Primates; Hylobatidae
Gene: TMEM132E
Product: transmembrane protein 132E
Source: RefSeq, a predicted model, not a curated record
AGAUGGAUUAAAGUUGUCUGGAUUUUCUCUUUCUUUGAGAAAGACAGCAUUCAUUUGCACCUGACCUGGGAUUUUUAUGCUGGGCUGCUGCAGGGGCUUGGAGGAAGAAAGCGGCGCUAUCCAUGUGCGGUUACUACCGAAACCGAGGAAACUGGGGCUUGCGCUGGAAGUCUGCACCCUCGAGUGAGUUCGGAUUCGAGCUGGGCCGUGGGGCCGGGAGAUUCAGCACUGGGCUCUAGGUAGCCCCUGGGACGCCCGCGGCCACCGGGCUCGGGACUGCACGUGCGGCUCCCCCCGCGCCUUGCAGAUCCUGCAGGGGGCACCAGCUGGGGGAGGUGGAGGCUCCUCCCGCCCGGAGCUGCGCCCCCACCGGCUCUGAGGGUGUAGCCGCCAGCGCCUGGGACUCCCCCUCCCCGCAAAGUGUCCCCGAAUUGCACUCUCUGGCCCCGGAGCAGCAUCUGAGACAGCCGGGCGCCACGGCAGCCCUGAGUUGGAUGUGACCAAGCCCAGCCUGGGGCCAAGUCGUCGUCGACUGUUGCCCUCUCGGACCCUCCCGCCCCCGCCUCGGCCAUGGCCCCGGGGAUGUCGGGCCGCGGCGGCGCCGCCCUGCUCUGCCUCUCAGCGCUGUUCGCCCACGUCUGUGGCCAAAGGGAGAAGGGAGAGAGCUGGAUCCCUGGAGACCCUACACCAGCUGAGACAGCAGCCUCUGGCCGCUCCCACCCAGCCAGCCCCAGCCCGCCGGGGCCACAGGCCAGCCCGGUGCUGCCAGUCAGCUACCGCCUGUCGCACACGCGGCUGGCCUUCUUCCUGCGGGAGGCGCGGCCCCCGUCACCCGCGGUCGCCAACAGCUCUCUGCAGCGCUCGGAGCCCUUCGUGGUGUUCCAGACCAAGGAGCUGCCGGUCCUCAACGUCUCUCUUGGGCCCUUCAGCACCAGCCAGGUGGUGGCGCGGGAGCUCCUGCAGCCGUCCAGCACCCUGGACAUCCCCGAGCGCCUGACGGUGAAUUGGAAGGUGCGGGCCUUCAUCGUCCGCUCGCACGUGCCUGCCUCGCAGCCGGUGGCCCAGGUGCUGUUCUACGUGGCCGGCCGGGACUGGGACGACUUCGGCGUCACCGAGCGGCUGCCCUGUGUCCGCUUGCACGCCUUCCGGGAUGCCCGGGAAGUCAAGAGCUCCUGCCGCCUCAGCGGGGGCCUGGCCACUUGUCUCGUGCGGGCCGAGCUGCCCCUGGCCUGGUUCGGGCCCCCAGCCCCCGCUGCGCCGCCCACGGCCCGUCGCAAGUCCCCGGAGGGGCUGGAGCCCGAGGCGAUGGGAGACAGCCAGCAGGCCGAGCUCUACUACACGCUCCACGCCCCUGAUGCGUCGGGGGGCUGCGGGGGCUCCCGCCGGGGGGCCGGGCCCGGGCUGGGGGCCCGAGCGGAGAGCCCUACCCAGCACCCCCUGCUGCGCAUCGGAAGCAUCAGCCUGUUCCGCCCGCCCGCCAGGAGGACACUGCAGGAGCACAGGCUGGACAGCAACCUGAUGAUCCGCCUGCCAGACCGGCCCCUCAAGCCCGGGGAAGUGCUCAGCAUCCUCCUCUAUCUGGCCCCCAACUCCUCCUCGCCCUCCAGCCCCAGCGUGGAGCACUUCACACUCAGGGUGAAGGCCAAGAAGGGUGUGACCCUUUUAGGUACCAAGUCACGGAGUGGCCAGUGGCAUGUGACCUCGGAGCUGCUGACUGGGGCAAAGCACUCAACAGCCACCGUGGAUGUGGCAUGGGCUCAGGGCACACCCCUGCCCCCCCGGGAAGGCCAGGGCCCCUUGGAGAUCCUGCAGCUGGACUUUGAAAUGGAGAACUUCACCAGCCAGUCGGUCAAGCGGAGGAUCAUGUGGCACAUUGACUACCGUGGCCACGGCGCCCUGCCUGACCUGGAACGGGCAGUCACUGAGCUGACGGUCAUUCAGCGGGAUGUGCAAGCCAUCCUGCCCCUGGCCAUGGACACAGAGAUCAUCAACACGGCCAUUCUGACUGGCCGGACAGUGGCCAUCCCUGUCAAGGUCAUUGCCAUCGAGGUGAAUGGCCUCGUCCUAGAUGUCUCCGCCCUAGUGGAAUGCGAGUCUGACAAUGAAGACAUCAUCAAGGUAUCCAGCAGCUGUGACUACGUGUUUGUGAGCGGAAAAGAGUCUCGAGGGUCCAUGAACGCCAGGGUCACCUUCCGCUACGACGUCCUCAAUGCCCCCCUGGAAAUGACAGUAUGGGUCCCCAAGCUGCCCUUGCACAUUGAGCUCUCAGAUGCCCGCCUCAGCCAAGUGAAGGGCUGGAGGGUACCUAUCCUCCCCGACCGGAGGUCAGUCCGGGAAAGUGAGGACGAGGACGAGGAGGAGGAGGAGCGGCGGCAGAGUGCAAGCCGUGGCUGCACCCUGCAGUACCAGCAUGCCACCCUGCAGGUCUUCACCCAGUUCCACACGACAUCAUCCGAGGGCACCGACCAGGUGGUCACCAUGUUAGGCCCGGACUGGCUGGUGGAGGUCACCGACCUAGUCAGUGACUUCAUGCGGGUGGGCGACCCCCGAGUGGCACACAUGGUGGACAGCAGCACGCUGGCAGGGCUGGAGCCAGGCACCACCCAUUUUAAGGUGGUGUCUCCGCUGACGGAGGCUGUGCUCGGGGAGACACUGCUGACGGUGACGGAGGAGAAGGUCAGCAUCAUACAGCUUCAGGCCCAGGUGGUGGCCAGCCUGGCCCUCUCCCUGCGGCCCAGCCCUGGGAGCAGCCACACCAUCCUAGCCACCACAGCUGCCCAGCAGACCUUGAGCUUCCUCAAGCAGGAAGCCCUACUGAGCCUCUGGCUCUCCUACAGUGAUGGCACCACAGCCCCACUCUCCCUCUACAGCCCCCGAGACUACGGACUGCUAGUGAGCAGCCUGGAUGAGCGUGUGGCCACUGUGACCCAGGACCGGGCCUUCCCUCUGGUAGUGGCUGAGGCCGAGGGGGCAGGGGAGCUGCUUCGCGCAGAGCUAACCAUCGCUGAGAGCUGUCAGAAAACCAAACGCAAGAGUGUGCUGGCCACGACCCCUGUGGGCCUGCGGGUUCACUUUGGGAGGGACGAGGAGGACCCCACUUACGACUACCCGGGCCCCAGCCAACCAGGGCCUGGCGGGGGCGAGGACGAGGCCCGGGGAGCUGGCCCGCCAGGCUCUGCGCUACCCGCACCGGAGGCCCCAGGCCCGGGCACGGCCAGCCCCGUCGUGCCACCCACAGAAGACUUCCUGCCGCUGCCCACCGGCUUCCUGCAGAUGCCACGGGGUCUGACAGACCUGGAGAUCGGUAUGUACGCGCUGCUGGGCGUCUUCUGCCUCGCCAUCCUCGUCUUCCUCAUCAACUGCAUCGUUUUCGUGCUGCGCUACCGGCACAAGCGCAUCCCGCCCGAGGGCCAGACCAGCAUGGACCACUCUCACCACUGGGUGUUCCUGGGCAACGGGCAGCCGCUGCGGGUGCAAGCAGAGCUCUCGCCGCCGGCAGGCAACCCGCUGGAAACCGUGCCCGCCUGCUGCCACGGCGACCACCACAGCAGCGGCAGCUCGCAGACCAGCGUCCAGAGCCAGGUGCACGGCCGGGGCGACGGCUCCUCGGGCGGCUCAGCCCGAGACCAAGCCGAGGACCCAGCCAGCUCGCCCACCUCCAAGCGCAAGCGGGUCAAGUUCACCACCUUCACCACGCUGCCGUCAGAGGAGCUGGCCUAUGACUCGGUGCCCGCCGGCGAAGAGGACGAGGAGGAGGAAGAGGACCUGGGUUGGGGCUGCCCGGAUGUGGCGGGCACCGCGCGGCCCACUGCACCCCCGGACCUGCACAAUUACAUGCGCAGAAUCAAAGAGAUUGCAUAGAGGCGCAAGCCAGAGUAGCAGGGACUCCCCCAGCGGGGCAGCUCGGGGUAGGACACAGCCGGGACCCCUGGUUCACACUGACUGUGGGCGGCUGAAUUGAUUUUAUACUCCCCGCCCCCGCAGCUCGGCUCCGUGCGGGGCGAGCCGCCUCCGUGUCUGGGCCUUCCCUCGCCUCACACCAUUACCCUCUUCUGCCCCCUGCAGGUGGAGGGCUCUUCCUCCAGUGGCUCGCAAGGAGGAAAGCAACCUCAGCCUCUGUUCUACCCUUUCCAAACCUCCUCCCAUCUUAAGCAACCCCCUGCCCCAAGAGUGAGGCAAGGAGGUCCAGCUUGGGGUCAGGUGGGCCCACGCUGUGUCCAGGCCCUGCCUCCUGUCCCCCGUGUCGUCCCCCUGUGCAGGGGGUUCUGUGGGGGUCUUGUGUCACAGGCUGCACAAAGACUUUCCUCAAACUAAUAUUCAGGGAUUUCUGUCCUGCAGGGUGGGGAGGUGGCGGCUGCCUGCCCUGCCAAGGAUCUUGCUGUGGACGAAAUAUCUGGGGGUUAGGGGGACAGUUGUAGCAUCUGCUGGCAUUCGGGUGCCUCCCAGGACCUGGGAGCUGACUCUACAGAGAGGUCUGGUGCCAAGCCAGGCACCUUCCUGAGUUCUCAGGACUCCCACCUCUGCUCCAAGGGCUUUGGGCAGGGACCUAAAGGGGAAAGAGUCCUGGAUCCAUCUCUAGCCAAAUCACACCCCAGAGCCAGAGGCCUGGGGACCUCCUUGCCUUCUCCUUCCCCCACAGCAAGGUCAACACUACUACGCCUUAGCCACCCCUCACCCUUCUCACUGCGCCUUCCCUAUGCAGCACAGGGCAGGCAGCCACCUAUCCCUCACAAGACGGAACCCGGGAGGGGAGUAGAGGGCACCAGGGAAUGUUAUGAGGGACUUUAGGGUGGGCAAACGCAGAAGGGAGCCAGUGUCACCCGUACCCCAUCCCACAGCCAUUUUUCUCUCGGGUUCUGCCCACCACUGUGUCGGAUUUUUCUUAAAUAAAUGGAAGCGGUCAGACUUGAGGUGGGGGCAGCAGCUCCCAUGAACAGAUAGUACA